GUUUUUAUUUUGACAGAUAUGAUGUCAGAUGAUUAAAUCUUGUCAAUUUCAAAAUUUCUAUCACAAAAAUGAAAUAUUAAUCGAUCGACCAUCAUCGACUCCAAACUUGUGUAAAAGUAAAAUUGUGUACUGUUAACUGAACACCAGUGUGAAAUAUGAAUUUUGAAAUUUAAGUAUAAAAUUAUUGUUUUAAGUGUUUUAUAAUUCGAUCACAUAAAGGCCUAUCGGGUUUAUAAAAAUAAUCUCAUUUAAAUACUUUUUAAAAUUAUUUAAUUUAUAUAUUCAAUAUGGACCGAUUCGAAUAUGCUAGGCCUGAUCCAGCCGAGACUGUUUUAUGGCGUCAUAGCAAUAUUACUUUGUACGAUGGCAAUUACAAAACUUCGUUUCAUCGUGGUAAUAUCAUCUUAACAGCCACACGUCUUUAUUGGAUGUCUGGCGAUGCGUGGUUGUCGUUACAGCUUCGGUACAUAGUAUAUAUUGAAUCUACAGUUACUGACACUUUAUUUGGUUCGAAAACUAAAACCAUUCUUGUUCAUUUAUUACCCUCUGAUAAUGAAAAUCCAGGCCCUGUGUCUUGUGCCAAAGGCGAAUAUAUCAAACUUGAUUUUAAGGAUAAAAUUCCGGAUGGUUUUUUUGAUAUAUUUCAGAAGACUGUUGAAGAAAAAAAGUGGUCUAUUAACAAGACUGUUAAUCGACAAAUUCGAACAGGAAUUGGAGGGAUUGAAAAAAAUAUUUAUGAAAAACAAAAAGCAUCUGAUAUUAGUAUAACAGAUGCUUUUAAAGACUUAGACAGACUUAUGGUUACAGCUAAAGAUAUGGUAGCAUUAAGUAAAAAUAUUUCUGAAAAAAUUAAAGAAAAACAAGGAGGUAUUAGUGAUGAUGAAACAGUGCGUUUCAAGUCUUAUCUUUUAGGUCUUGGUGUUGAUGACCCAGUUACUAGAUCAUCAUUCACUGAUUCAAAUGCAUAUUAUACAACACUAUGUAAAGAAAUAAUCAAAAUUAUUCAUAUUUCAUUAGAAGAAGUUGGUGGUACAAUGGCUCUCGCAGAGGUUUAUUGUCGGGUAAAUAGGGCUAGAGGAUUAGAUCUUUUAUCACCUGAAGAUUUAAUGCAUGCAUGUUAUAUGAUGAAUACUGAUCAAUCAUCGCCUGUUAAACUAAGAAAAUUUGACAGUGGAGUAUUAGCUUUACAGUCAUCUUUAUGUGACGAAUCUGUUGUAUUGAAAAAAACUGUUGAAGCAUUACAAAAAAACGGAUCAUUAAGUGCUCAAGAAUUGUCAACAUUAAUUGGAGUACCAGUUGUAUUAGCUAAAGAGUAUUUGUUAUCUGCUGAAAAACAUGGCAAGUCAUGUCGAGAUGAAAGUAUUGAAGGUUUAAGAUUUUAUCUUAAUAAAUUUGUAGAUGAAAACAUGUAAAAUAAUAAUUUCUAAAAAUUGUUGAUCAAUAAUAAUAUAUU
Molecule: messenger RNA, 1453 nt
Organism: Melanaphis sacchari
Lineage: Eukaryota; Metazoa; Arthropoda; Insecta; Hemiptera; Aphididae
Gene: Vps36
Product: vacuolar protein-sorting-associated protein 36
Exons: 1
Coding region: 288-1412 (374 amino acids)
Biological process (GO): protein transport to vacuole involved in ubiquitin-dependent protein catabolic process via the multivesicular body sorting pathway
Cellular component (GO): late endosome membrane; ESCRT II complex
Molecular function (GO): phosphatidylinositol-3-phosphate binding; ubiquitin binding
Source: RefSeq, a predicted model, not a curated record